Molecule: messenger RNA, 4328 nt
Organism: Zootoca vivipara (common lizard)
Lineage: Eukaryota; Metazoa; Chordata; Lepidosauria; Squamata; Lacertidae
Gene: C1QTNF6
Product: C1q and TNF related 6
Molecular function (GO): protein binding
Source: RefSeq, a predicted model, not a curated record
GCGCGCCACUCUUCCAGGGUCACUAUGGAAACCAUCCGCAUGCAAGUACCUUUGGUCAUCCUUGUACUCCCACUAUUUGUAUUUGGGGCUCCCGCUGAUGCAUCUGGCCCCCAAGACGUCACCAUCACCUCAAGCAGUUGCAAACGUUGCUGUGAUUCCCUGGACACACCUGGCUCCUCCGAGGCCAGUCCUGGCAGAAACAGUCCCCCCACCUUGCCCUAUACUAUUCCAGAGGUGCGUCCAUAUAUCAACAUUACCAUUCUGAAGGGAGAUAAAGGAGAUCAAGGAGAACCUGGGAUUCCUGGGAAAUGGGGCAAAGAGGGGCCCCCGGGUGAACGGGGAGCCCAGGGCCCAAAGGGCAGCAAGGGGCAGAUGGGUGCCCCUGGAGAUCCUUGCAAGCACCAGUACGCAGCCUUCUCGGUUGGCCGCAAGAAGGCGCUCCACAGCAGUGAAGGCUACCAGGCCUUGAUCUUCGACACGGUCUUCGUGAACCUCUACAGCCACUUUGACAUGUUCAAGGGCAAGUUCUACUGCUACGUGGCUGGCCUGUACUUCUUCAGCCUGAACGUCCACACCUGGAACUUCAAGGAGACCUACAUGCACGUCAUGCGGAACGACCAGGAAGAGGUCAUCCUCUACGCCCAGCCCAGCGACCGCAGCAUCAUGCAGAGCCAAAGCCUGAUGCUGGAGCUGCGGGAGAACGAUGAGGUCUGGGUGCGCCUCUACAAGCGAGAGCGCGACAACGCCAUCUACAGUGACAACGUGGACAUCUACAUCACCUUCAGCGGCUACCUGAUCAAGCCCAGCCUUGAGUAGCUGCUUGCCUCUCGAGCACCUCCGCUGCCCUCCUAAGCAUGACUGUUCACACUGCCUGUAAGCUGCUGCAAAUCAUACACAGAAGGACUGGAAGCAUCCGAAGAAUGCGGGGCCAUUCAAGAAGACCAUUUCACUAGAGUAUUAAGAUGAAAGAAAGCAGUCUUUGGAAUCAAAAGGGAUCAUUGCAUUCAAGGGAAAUGUUUUGCUGACUGAUUCAUAAGUCUGCUUGUUUUCAGACGAGCUCGUGAGGUUAGAGCUGGGGUUUCUAGGUUAUCUGAAAUCUUCACACCUUCUACCCCAGACAUUUCCCUCAUUAGAAUAUUGGUGCAUGGACUUGGAAAGUGGUGCUUCCUUACCAGCAUGCUCUAAGUGCUCUUGUUGUACAUGAAGGACACAGCUGAAUUGAGCAGUCUCAAGUGAGUGACAUCUUCACUAAACACACCCCGGCAGUCACUAUUUUUGCGCAAUGAGUUCCCCUGGUGCAAUGGGACCUUCCUCCCUCUUCUCCCGAAAUCUGGAUGGGAGGGUCAGGAGAACCCCCAAAAUGGCUCAUGCAGAGAGGGGAGGCAAUUCUGCAUGGCAAGCAGAAAUGCUUUCUCUGAUGGAGCAAUUGCCAUAGCUUGACUCUGAAUCCCACCCAUUGGGUGCAUGCCAUGCUCGUCUCUGAACAGGUUUUGUAGCUCUGUAGGCUGAAAGUUAGAUCUCUUCAGUAGGCUGUGCACACAAAGGUCAGAAUCCAGCCCACAAAUUGUGCAUGAGAUCAAUGGGGCUUACACGACUGUGAACUGGAUUGUAGCCUGUGAUUUUAGAACUUGUCAGCUGAACAGUCAUGUUUAAAAUAGGUGUGCAAAAGAUACAGGGAAGUUGAAAGAAAGGAAUGGUGCAACUACCUUUUUGUAAACCUCUGUUUGCCAUUGCCAUGCAGGGCCAUUUGCACAUAUGGGGAACAUGGGCCUAGACUGGUUUAACCUUGAUAAUGCCUUAAGUGUUGAAGAAACAGGCCAGCUCAGGCUGGGGCAAACAUCAAAGGAAAGAAAGCUUCUAGAGGGAAUAUUUUUUCUGGUUCUCAUAAGUGAGACUUGCACUUAUGUACAGGCAAUGAUCAUUUUGGCAAAGCCCACUCCAUUAUCCCCACCCCCUUUUCCAGCCAUUUCCAGGUUGCAGUGAUGUGCAUGUGCACAGUCAUGAGUGCUUUAAAGCAUCAUUGCCUCUACUACACUGUAGAGUGCUUUUGUUCAAGAUUCCAACUAGCCAGCCCUACCCACAGUGCGUAGCAAGGGAGGGGCGAAGGGGGCGGGCCGCCCCUAGCUCCACUCUGGCGGGGGCAGCACGGGGGCAGUGCCCCGGGCCCCUGGCCUCCUCUGCCCGAGCAGGAAGAAGCAGAGCACAUUACAGAGCAGGUUGCCAGGCGGCGGCAAACCGCUCCGUAGCGCGCUCUGCUUCAGAGCGCGCCGGCCGAGCAGAGCAGCAGCGCCAACCCAGACGGACUGCGCAUGUGCAGACAUGUGCAGUCCGUCCUGGCACAUGCAUCGUGAUGUCAGGAUGCAUGCACGCUGCAGAGCGACACCCCGGGCAGCCAAGUGGCACCGUUCACCACUGCCUACCCACUUUGAAGAUACUCCAUUCCAUGCCCUUAUUUCCUGAUUUUCCAUUCCUCCCCCUUCCAUCAGUUAGUCAGUAUUCUGUGUCCAUUGAGCAUGCCCAGCCCUUUUUUUCCUUUAAAAAAUGCACACCUGUGCAAACUUUGGGUACCCCACCCCUCACCCCCGACUCUCUGUAGCUAACACCUUUUUGAGUAUUGAGGCUGCUCUUUCCUAUACAUCAUGAUCCAAACAAAUUCACUAUUAAUAAUAUAUAGCACAUCCUGAGUUGCUUUUUUAAAAAUGAAAGUCAUAUGGCAGGCAGUGUCACAGCACUGAUUAGCUGCUAUUCCUGCAGGCAAUUCAUCAGGAAGUAGUCUGGGAUAAAGCAGGGAACGGGUAGCUGCCCAUCAUAGGAAGGAGACCAUAGCGCAGUAGUAAAAAGCCCCAGGUUCAGUUCCCCAUGUCUACCUAAAAGUAACUUAAGUAGCAGAGCUGGAGACACCUUGUCUGAAUCCUUGGGAAGCUGCUGUCCUGGACUAGUCAGUCCUGGACUAGAUGGACCAACAAUCUGACUCGAGAGAAGGCAGCUUUAAUGUUCAUCAUCAGAAGAAGGAGUAGCAGAUGAUUUCUCUUUUCACCUUGUACUACCAUGCGGGCACGGUAGGUGGUAGCCCCCCACGGUUCCCUGUCUUACGCCUAUCCUGCAAGCUGCAGCCAGUUUAGAAGGUAGCAAAAGCAAAAACCCUUUCCCACCCACUGGCAAGCUACUUUCGCUCAUCCAGAACCCUGCUCCUCCUGUUAUAUAGGGAUGAUAUUGCUGAUCAGCCUUACAGGAAUUUUGCCAGGAUUGCAGAUAGGGCUGGACAAUAUCUGGUUUUCAAAACAUGAUAUAUCACCAACUAAACACGAUGUCUGAAACAAGGUUGGAGCUAUGUAGAGGCACUGGCUGGCUUCACGGUUUUUCCCACAUUGUGAAUUUCACAUAGCACACACAAACACAUCAUGAUUCGCGAUAUAUCGCCAGGUCAAAAAUUAUGAAACCGAUAUCACGAUAUCCGUUUCAAUCCAGUUUUGGACAAUAUAAUGAUCUAUCGCGCAGCCCUAAUUGCAGAGGUACUUUGCGCAAAGCACUCUGAAGUUUCUAAAGGGCUAUGUAGUUGGCACAUGGCUGUGAGCAAUGUUUAGCCGUGACUUUUUAUGCACAAGCUGUGAAUCUGCACAUGCCCUGCCAAGCGUACUCGCUGCCUCUUCCACUGCCAUGUAGCCAAGUGUGCAGACAGCAGAUAGGAAAGCAGAGCUCUCCUUCCAAGUUGACAGGUCUCUUAGGGGGCAAAGGGCUAUGUGGGGGCAGACAUUUUUGCUUUGAUCCCCAUGGAGAGCCCUGCAGAGCAAGGUUAUGAGAAAGAGUCUGGAAAGGGGGCUUUCUUUAGAUGGGGAAGUCCGGGACUGAUUGGACAAGGAACCAAAUUCCUCUUCUCUGCAAGGCAUAAAUGGAGAAACCAGCUGUUGUAUAUUUGCAAUGCGUGGCGUCCCUGUGUCUCUCUAGGGAACAGCAGGAAUUUCUAGCACAGAAUCGCUUCCAGACCUGAGCUCUGAAUUCCUCGAGCCUCUGCCUCCAUUCCAAUGUCAGCAGAGCUCUCAAAUGUUCCUACCGAGAAGCUCUGCGUUUAAAGUCAAUAAGGCAAAGUGUGUGGUGUGUCAGUGUUUACUGCUUGCUUUUUGGUGCAAAAAAGACUUCUGACUUUUAAAGAAGCUCCUUUGGUGCUAAACCAGGAUCCUGGAGAAUAAUUGGUGCUUAAUGAGAGAGAUAUUGCAGACAUAGUGGACUGUGGAAUUUAUGGUGCUUUAUAGAGAACCCAAAUCACCCACCAGAUUUUUCGUGUGUGUAUAUAUUUUCCUAAAUAUUAAAACUUCUUUAUUGCACUUUGA